Colletes gigas is the source of this 1115-nucleotide messenger RNA. RefSeq names its product MIP18 family protein galla-1 (gene galla-1). The record is from RefSeq and is a predicted model, not a curated record. Lineage: Eukaryota; Metazoa; Arthropoda; Insecta; Hymenoptera; Colletidae. The transcript has 3 exons. The coding region runs from base 416 to 931 and encodes 171 amino acids.
AGGUAUCUUUCAAGGGUUUCUUGACAUGAAAUUGUGUUCGAAAUAGUUGUUACACACUAUAAGAUUCGAAGCAAUUAGAAUCUACGAGUUCCACCACUAAUCGGAGUGCAAGCUUUCAAUUAUAAAUAUACAAGGUGGUUCACCUUAAUUACUUGGAAAUCGUUCAAAUUUGUUUAAUAAUUCGUUUUCCCUCAUUUUGAAAUUUCUAUUUCUUCUAUCUCAAUGACUGAAAUAAUUGUAAUAAGACAAAAUUCUAGCGGAAAAGUCCAUCGACAUUGAACUUCCGGACGUAGUGGUGACGUAACUAAAUGGCACGCAGAGGUUAGGUUCAUUGAAAUUUUGCCAUAACAUAAACAACAAAUUCUGACGAUGCAUCGUUAAUUGCUAUACGAGACAAGGGGGGAACGGGGCGAGAAUGUUGUCGUUUUUACGAAAAAUCUCUAUCGGGGGCAAGAUAAGAGAUGGUCUGCCAACGGGAGACGAAAUGGACGUUACGGAAGGCUUUCCGGAUGGAAGAAACCUAACUCUAAUAUCACAAUCCGAUACCGAACUCAAAGAAUCUGUUUAUGAUUUGCUCAGAACUAUCAAGGAUCCUGAAAAGCCGCAGACAUUGGAGCAGCUGGAUGUUGUUUAUGAAGAGUGCGUUGAAAUUUCAAAGCAAACACCGAAUGGAGUGUCUGUGAUACGCAUUGAAUUCAAUCCAACCGUGCCUCAUUGUUCUUUAGCAACCCUAAUCGGUCUUUGCAUUAGGAUCAAACUGGAGCGUUAUUUAGUGGCUCUUUUUAAACUAGAUAUAUAUAUUAAGAAAGGUGCACACUCUACAGAGCAAGAAAUAAACAAGCAAAUAAACGAUAAGGAACGAAUCGCUGCAGCUAUGGAAAAUCCUAGCUUGAGAGAGCUAGUAGAAAAAUGCAUCCAAGAAGAGGAAUAAAAGAUCCAAGUUUCCAAAUUGUAAUAUCUUAUAAUUUUCUAAUCAAGAACCGUUGUAAAUCCAAUUUUUAAUAAUUGACUAUUUAAUCUGAUGUAAAUAAUCAAGAAUAUACAAUUUCGCUAUAGCUAUAAGAAUCCUUGUUUGAGAAAGCUGGUGGAAAAAUCGGGGUUUCCGAAAUUGUAAC